AUGAUCAAUGAUCCUACUAGCCUCACCAGGUUCAUGAAGGUGUGUGGUGGCUAACUUGAAUAUCCACUACUCUAAUUGACUAAUCUUUUUCUUAUAGCUGCUCUACACUCAGCAAAUCUUUUUCCCAUUUCCGAUAACAACCAUCAAAUUCAGUUUUCUUGUAAUGUUCUGGCGCCUGUUCCCUACCAAGUUUAUGAAGUGGGGAACCAUUGUUCUCUCCAUAUUCUUCACCAUGUGGCUUAUAGCAGUCGUCGUCCCAACCAUUUUCCAAUGCUACCCUGUCUAUAAGAUGUGGAAUCGCAUGAUGCCUACAGGGUUUUGUAAUCCAGGCAUCGCACUGUGGAUUCAAUGGAUUGACAGUGUUCCGCAACUUCUGAGCGACAUCUUCCUCUUCUUGCUCCCGAUCGUCGAGGUCAAACGACUGCAUGCCUCCAAAGGCACCAAGGCGGGUAUCAGCGCCAUCUUUGCUUUGUCGUCCUUAAGUAUUAUCGGUAGAAUCAUGGUUUUAGUGGAGGGUGUCAAGACAACUAACAGGGGCCAAGAAGUUGAUAUCACAUGUAAGUUCACCCAUCUAUCCAUUCUGGGGACCGGACCGAGAACAAUGCUAA
Messenger RNA from Clonostachys solani, 608 nucleotides. NCBI's taxonomy places the organism in Eukaryota, Fungi, Ascomycota, Sordariomycetes, Hypocreales, Bionectriaceae. The record is from the annotation of a GenBank genome assembly.